Messenger RNA from Dentiscutata heterogama, 447 nucleotides. NCBI's taxonomy places the organism in Eukaryota, Fungi, Glomeromycota, Glomeromycetes, Diversisporales, Gigasporaceae. The record is from the annotation of a GenBank genome assembly.
AUGGAACAUAUAGAUUCUUCAGAUUCACAAAUUUAUGAUUUUGAAACAAUAAUAUCAUUAACUCCUCCUGAUGGUUUUCUUAAAUUUACGAGCGACUCUAUUUGUAAUCUCAAUGAACAAGAAUUUUCAGGUGUUUUAUUUCGAACUAAAUUUGAAACUUUAAGUCCUGGCUUUGUACAACUUUUCUUUACAAAGUCAGGUUCUGGAACUAGUAUACCUUUUGGAAUAUUUAUUUAUGAUAAAACAAAUAAUACUUCCCUAAAUCCUAUGCCGGCAAAUCCUAAUGCAUUUUUUUUAAACCAUGAUCGUAAAUAUGACUUACAUUUUGAUGAAACUAAACGUGAACGGAUUCGAGAAGAAGAAAGAGAAAAAAGACAACGUAUAAGUGAAGAAUUAAUAGUAGAUUAUGCGAGGUAUCAUGAAGAAGAGGAGGAUGAAGAAAUGUAA